AUGAAGGUCACGAUCAGAAAAUGGAAUGCGGUCGCGACUUGGAGAUGGGAUAUCCCAGAAGACGACGUCUGCGGUAUUUGCCAAGUCCACUUCGACGGCACUUGUCCAACCUGCAAAUAUCCCGGAGAUGAUUGUAGCUUAUUGUCUGGGAAAUGCGGCCACAACUUCCACAUGCACUGCAUUGUCGAAUGGAUCAAGCAGGACUCCUCGAAGGGCCAGUGUCCAAUGUGCAGACAAAAAUUCGAAUGGACUGAAACCAUCGCAACCGACGAGCAAGAGGAGGAAACAAACACUGCCACAGCAUAA
Messenger RNA from Pseudogymnoascus verrucosus, 306 nucleotides. RefSeq names its product ubiquitin-protein ligase Anaphase Promoting Complex (gene APC11). The record is from RefSeq and is a predicted model, not a curated record. Gene Ontology annotation, cellular component: anaphase-promoting complex; nucleus. Gene Ontology annotation, molecular function: zinc ion binding; cullin family protein binding; ubiquitin protein ligase activity. Lineage: Eukaryota; Fungi; Ascomycota; Leotiomycetes; Thelebolales; Thelebolaceae. Bases 1 to 306 code for a protein of 101 amino acids. Gene Ontology annotation, biological process: protein ubiquitination; anaphase-promoting complex-dependent catabolic process; positive regulation of mitotic metaphase/anaphase transition. The transcript is spliced from 4 exons.